UAAAUGGCUUCUGAAGAUUUAAUUUUUUAUAUGAAAAUCAGAUAUAAAACUGUGGUUGCUAUGUGUACAUUUGCAAAUGUAAAUCCACCCGAGUAUGCCCGUAGACAAGACUCUCAACGGGGAUUAAAUUUAACUGCCUUCAUAAGGAGCUUCAGCACAAAAUUAUCGCCGAGAUGACACCCGCAAAAUGAUCUUUCUGAUGAUCACUCCUGCUGGCGACACUUGAUAAGGCAUGCCUGGGGUAGCAAUCACCAAGGCUCAGAAAAACUGCGCAACAGCCUGGGAGCUAGGACUGAAACUUCUCCACCCCCCUCAGGCUCGGCCUUUCCUAAACCGGGGCGUCUCCUUGGGUGGGAGCAACACUUGCAACUAGCAGCUCCGCUUAGGCAAGGCAAUUUGCCUAGCCACUUGUCCCUUCUCCGUGGUCUCCUCCCAUCCUCCCUCCCCGAAGGCCAAGGACAGCGACGUCCUCCAUCUCCUCCUCUUUGGUGCCUGCGGCCAGGAGGCGGGUGUGACCCUCAGCAGCUGACCCAGCACAGGCACUGCCUCCUCUUCCACAGCCCUCAGGACACACGAUGGGCCCAGAGGCAGGUUUGCAGCACAGCAGCGACGGCGCAGGCGGCGGCCCGGGCGACUCUCAACUGCCUCCCUGACCGCCGCGACCACCGCCCAAUACCCCGAGAAGCCAUCGCUACCCAAGGCAAGAGACUUUAGGGACCCCAAAGACCAUCUUCGUGAUCGACUCAAGCUACGUCAACAACUAUGGCAGGCGAGGGGUGGCGGGCGGAGCGGGUGCGGGAAGAUUGGGGGAUCUACGUCACGCCCAGAGCACCCCUGCGGGAGGGCCGGCGGCGAAUGAGCCCUCAAAAUGGCGGCAGCAGUGACGCGCCUGCGUAUGGAACUCCUUCCCCGUCACGUCAUGGACGGCGGGAAGUGAGGUUCUCAGAAGAGCCGCCAGAAGUGUACGGCGAUUUCGAGUCCCGGGCAACCACAGAAAAGUCCCCGGCGGGAAAACGAAGCCCGCGAGGAGAGUUCCGGUAUGAUUCUGAGAAGGAGGAAGUGAGAGAAAGCACCUACUAUCUUCGAUCUCAGCGGAGGCAGUGGCGACCCCAGGAAGCAGAAGAGAUGAAGACACGAAGGGCUGUUAGCCGACGGCAGCAGCGGCAGAAUUCGCGGCAGUCUCCGCUACAGCCGUCUCCAGUUACGACUAGAAGAGGGAUACGGGACUCUCAUUUCUCUGAAGAGGAUGAACCGUUGUCAUCUUCACAGAGCCACACCCUCUCAAAGAAAAAUAACAGAACACAAGAGACUUCAGUGGUGGGUGAAGAUCCUCUAACUGACCUCUGUAGACCCCCUCUAAGAAGCAAACGAUCUGAUUCGGCAUACAAAACAAAUGGAAAUACUAAAAUGAGUGAAUUAGGUUGGUUUAUCUCUAAUUCUUACAGGUUCUCAUUGAGAGUUACAGGUAUUAGUAAAAUACCAGAGUUAACAUAUAUGGUGAAUAGAGUAUUACUUUGUUCUUUAUCCCUGAUGAAUGGGACACUGUCCCUAAAGGAACUUUCUCAGUUUGAUAAAGGCUAUGAAAAGACCUACACAUUCUGUCAUAAUGAUGAGAAACUGGAUAUUUUUGUACUAGUACGAAAGGUCAAGGAUAUACAAGGAGAUACUGAAGAUGAUGAUCAAAAUAGCUCUGAUAGUGAUGUCUCUACCACUAAUGCCAGAUCCAGGGACUCUAUGGAGUCUGGAGAUCAAACCUCCAGAUCAUCAGGUCAAUAUCCAAAAUUUUGGCAGUCGUCACAAAUCUCAGGAUAUCAAAAAAACUCUCAGGAAUGGGUUGAUCAAACCACAAGACGGAGGUCUAAAAUGCAAAAUGACAGCAUACAGAAAUCAGAGGUUGGCAAUCAGUCUCCAUCAACCUUCAGCCAGUCAAAAGUGAGUGGACAGCCCCAAAAUGCAACUUAUGUCAGUAUGAAAUGGUUGUUGAUAUUAUUUCUUAUUGCAUUUUUGCUACUUUGGAGUUUUUGGUUUAAUCCUCGUGAGGUAGAAACAACUACUGCUGUCCAAGUGUUCCAGAACAAGAUGAAACAACUUAUGAAUAAAUACCAAGGUCAAGAUGAGAAGCUGUGGAAAAGGAGCCUAACAUUCCUGGAGAAACAUCUUAAUAGCUCCCAGCCUCGGCGUCAACCUGCUAUCUUGCUGCUCACUGCCGCCCGAGAUGCUGAAGAAACACUCAGGUGUCUGGGUGAACAAAUUGCUGAUGCCUAUUCUUCCUUCCAUCGUGUCAGUGCCAUCCGGAUUAAUGGGGCAGGCAAAGCUACUGAAGACAGUGAUACUGUCAAACACGAGGUAGAUGAACAACUGAGCAAUGGAUUCAAAAAUGGCCAAAAUGCAGCUGUGGUACACCGCAUCGAGUCAUUGCCUGCAGGCUCUACCUUGAUCUUCUAUAAGUAUUGUGACCAUGAACAUGCAGCCUUCAAAGAUGUAGCUUUAGUCCUGACAGUCCUGUUGGAAGAGGAGACACUUGAAGCCAGUCUAGGCCUAAAGGAUAUUGAAGAAAAAGUGAGGGAUUUCCUCAGAGUCAAGUUUACCAACUCUAACACACCCAGCUCCUACAAUCAUAUGGACUUUGACAAAUUGACUGGGCUCUGGAGCCGAAUUUCUCAUGUAGUUCUGCCUGUGCAACCUGAACAUGACCUGAAAAGGGGCAUCUGCUUUUAAGGGGUAACAUAAAAGAAAAUCAUGUUUCAAGUUGUGAGAAUGUUCAAAUUUCCUAAUUAGAGAUGGACUCAGAGCUCUUUUUGAAAGAACUGUUUUUUUUUUUUUUAAGGAAAUUAAUUUCUUAUGUCAAGAUAGGAAAGCCUUUAUUCAAUUUAAUUAUCUGUUAUUGGAGAAAGAAUCAUUUUCCUAUGUCCAUUGAGAGCUCUGUUAAUGGUUAUCUGAGGACUAUAAAUUAUUUCAGUUCCAUAGAGAAUCUAUUUAGAUUCUGGGUUGAAUCAUUAUUGCUACCCAUGGGAAGGAUUAGGGUCCUUCCAAUGAAUCUUCCCAAUUUUGUAACUUAGAUUUUUCAGUUUGUUGAGUUACUAGUAAGUCAGCUCCCUAAAUGCAGCCAUGGGUUUUCCCAUUUUGUUCUCUUUUACAUCUUUUAGAUGUUAGUUCCUUAGUCAGCUUCUGCUUAAGGAGCAAACGUAAUGAAAGUUCAACUGAGUGUAUAUUUGGAUUUUUUUUCUUUAUUUUUGGAACUUGGGGAGAAGAAAACAAGGGGAAAAUGAGAAAUUGUGAUGUGAAGGCUAACGUGACCGGAAGUGUUCAAGAUGAAAUGUUAAAGUGAGCCACUGAGAUUUAAGUCAAUCAUACGUAGUUAUUUGAACCCCAUUCUCAGUGAUUUCUUUUGGGAUUUGUUUUUUGCAUGUCCUUUUUCUUUAAAAAAAAAAAAGUUUAGUCCUUCCCCUUAGGAGAAUGCUUUUGAAGCAUGUUUAUCACAGGGGUUAGUAGACUUGCUUAUUCAGUUAUUCAGUUAAUUUGGACAUAACCUGAAGCAUUUGUUUGAAUUGAGAAAAUAAUUUCAGGAAUUGGUAAACCAUGUUAACCAACAUUCCUGAGCUGUUGAAGAAUGAUUUCAUUUUCUGAGUGUCCAUCUGUUGCAGUCAACUUCUGCUUAAAGGAACAAAAGUAAUGAAAGGUCAUCUGGGUGUGUUUGAAUGCUCUCAUAAUAGCUAGAUUUACUAUGCACAUGAUAAAUCUUACUUAAGAGUGCCUCAAGCCAAAAAGAGAGUAAAAAUUACCAUAUAUGAGGAAUAUUAAAAAUGUGUAGUGUACAUUUCUGUACUCUAGUUAUUUCAGUUGUAACUUUGCAUCUACAGCUAGGCUUUCAUAUCAGCUACUUGGUUUUUUUUAGAAUCUUAAAAUUCUAGAUAUACUUUUUUUUUGAUCAACAAACCUAUAAGUGAAAAUACUGUUGAUAAAGUACCAUAACCAGUCAUUGACUUUAUAAUUUUGAAGAUCCCAUCACUGGUAGUAGAAUGUGGUAUAGUUUCCUUCAACUAAGGACUACCAGUAGUCAUAUAUUUAUACACCUUAUUGUAAAUUGUUCCUGUCAGAGUCAGGUCAUCUGGUUUAUAGAGGAUUCUAAAACAAAAGUUUUUUUUUAAAAACUUAUUUUAUAACGUAUAUAUUAUAUAAUGAAACAAAUUUUUUAUUAAA
Messenger RNA from Condylura cristata (star-nosed mole), 4200 nucleotides. It is a transcript of the gene TOR1AIP1, whose product is annotated as torsin A interacting protein 1. Gene Ontology annotation, biological process: nuclear membrane organization. Gene Ontology annotation, cellular component: nuclear membrane. Lineage: Eukaryota; Metazoa; Chordata; Mammalia; Eulipotyphla; Talpidae. The record is from RefSeq and is a predicted model, not a curated record. Gene Ontology annotation, molecular function: ATPase activator activity.